This is a messenger RNA of Nicotiana tabacum (common tobacco), 839 nucleotides long. Lineage: Eukaryota; Viridiplantae; Streptophyta; Magnoliopsida; Solanales; Solanaceae. The record is from RefSeq and is a predicted model, not a curated record.
CAAAAACUGAACUCUCGUGAAUUUAGCAACUAGAUAGAAUAAUAAAAGAACUGAACUGAACAGAGUUUCCUACAAAAAAAAAUGGCAGGGACUUCAAACCUAACGAAAAGCUUCAGCACUUACUCUAUUUCUCAUUCGCUUCACCCUCGAAUUCACACUCAAAUUCUCUCACAGUUCCAGCGCAUUCCCAGUUACAACUACAGCGUUCCAAUUCACAAAUUUGCGUCCAGAAUUGAAAACAAUGGACCUCGGAAAAUGGGUCGGGUCCAGAUUCGGGCGAUGUCGGGUUCAUUCGGGUCCCGAUUGGAGGAGAGUGUGAAAAAGACCAUUACUGAAAACCCAGUUGUUGUUUACUCCAAAACUUGGUGUUCGUACUCAAUGGAGGUGAAAGCUUUGUUCAAAAAACUUGGAGUAGAUCCACUUGUUAUUGAAUUGGAUGAAAUGGGUCCCCAAGGACCACAGCUGCAGAAAGUGCUGGAAAGGCUUACUGGACAGCAUACGGUUCCCAAUGUAUUCAUUGGGGCCAAACACAUUGGUGGUUGUACAGAUACUAUUAAGCUGUAUCGGAAAGGAGAACUUGAACCUUUGCUGUCGGAAGCUAAUGCUGGAAAAACAGAGAGCUAAGCCUUCUUGGCUAUCCAUGCUAAAGCGAUCCUAUCUCAUUCUCUCCUUGUACGCAUUAUUCUUUCAGAUCUCUUUGACAUAAUUCAUAUUUAAUUACGUUGUUCCUUUACAAGUAUAUCUUGCUUCUGAUUAUUAAACUCACUGUUGAAGCAGAAAAUUUAUGUUGAUGUAACUUCACCCAUGAGCUUAUAAAUGAUUUUACUUCCUCCCUCAAA